UGCUGGUCCCAGAGAGUCCAUGCAGGAGCCGGAUGGUUAGUGUGUUUCAGGACCUGUCCAGCACACCCUCGUCCCGACACCCUUUACCCACGCCAUUCACCCCAGCCCGCUCACACCCUGCCCCGGGUCUGGACCACAGAACGGGCCCUAGUACCUCCUGGAUCUGCAGAGUCAAGACCUAGGCUGCUGUGUGUGUCCACUCUGCUCUGGAGCGCAGGCUCUGCUCAGGAGAGUGUGUGUGUCCCGUGCCAUCGGUUAAAAGUGUUGGAUUGUACCUUUAACUGAGGACAGGAAGGGAACAUCUGGACUUCCUCUCUUAUCUUAGUUUUUUCCCCCAUCGGAUGUGAAGAAAAGCGAGGGAGCGUGGUGGAGGGAUGCGGAUGAAGGGAUGAGUGAACGAGCGGAGAGAGAGGUAGUCAUGGAGUCUGUUGAGAGUGAGAGAACGCGCGCUCGGCUUGCCCGCUCCCAAAACUUCUCGGAAGUCUCUGGAACCUUGCGCAACGGGAGAACGUACUGGAGGUUGGCGUGAGCGAACAUGAGAACACUGCACCUAGAACUCUGUUGUUGUUGUGAAUACUACUGGGACCCACUCACGUUCUGUCUCUACAGAACAGGAACCGGAGCCCUCGUUACUGGACUGUGUACCAAGGACCUCUGCUUCUGUCGGCCUUAGACACCCUAAAGAUCUACACCUCAUCGGACUUUAUCUCUGUGUAGAUCUCCACAGACCGGACCAGAACAGACUGGACCAGACCAAACCAGACCAAACCCGUCUGAGCAGAUAGGACAGGACGGGACGGAGGGAUGGUGUGCCGGUGUCGGAGUGGUGGUGGAGGCAGGACCGCUGGGCAUGCUGGAAUGCGGUUGGCAACAUUGGUGUGGAUCGUCUGUUCUGGUUGGUUCUUCUGGUCUGCACACGCUCAGAUGAAGAUCCCCCCAGAAACUGUCCAGCAGUGGGCUGAGUCGUUUGGUAAACAGAUACUGGCCCUGUCGACCAAGUACUCUGGAGCACAGCUUCUGCAGAAGAAAUACAAGGACAUCCAGGGAGUGGUGAGGAUGGAGGAGGUGGAUGGAGAAGAGCUGGUGAAAAGCAUAGCAGAUGAGAUGGAGAACAUGUUGGGGAGGAAAAUGAAGAGUGUGAAGAGGUUGGCUGAAUCAGCAGAGGAUGCAGAUCUUUACCAUGAUUACAACGCCACUCUUGAGUUUGACUACUACAACUCCAUGAUGAUAAACACUGUAGACGAGGGCGGCAAUGCGUUGGAUAUGGGCUCAGAGUUUCCUCUGGAAGAGAAUGAACACUUCAACAUGCUUCCUGUCAACACUCUGCAGAGUGACAUCCAGGUGCCCACCAAUGUGUACAACAAAGAUCCAGGCAUUCUGAAUGGAGUGUACAUGUCAGAGGCCCUGAACGACAUCUUCAUAGACAACUUCCAAAAGGACCCCACGCUGACCUGGCAAUACUUUGGCAGCGCCACUGGUUUCUUCAGGAUCUACCCUGGAAUCCAGUGGACCCCAGACGAGAACGGAGUGGUGACCUUUGACUGCAGGAACAGGAACUGGUACAUCCAGGCCGCCACCUCUCCAAAGGACAUUGUGAUUGUGGUGGACGUAAGUGGCAGCAUGAAAGGCCUCAGACUGACCAUCGCCAAGCACACCAUUAACACCAUUCUGGACACACUGGGGGAGAACGACUUUGUCAAUGUCAUUGCUUACAGUGACUAUGUCCAAUACGUGGAACCCUGCUUCAAGGGAAUCCUGGUACAGGCUGACCUGGACAAUCGAGAGCACUUCAAGCUCCUGGUGGAGGAGCUGCAUGUGAAAGGAGAAGGGAAAGUUAAGAAGGCCAUGAAGGAGUCCUUCAAAAUCCUCAACGCGGCUGCAGCUCGUGGACAGGGUAGUCUGUGUAACCAGGCUAUCAUGCUGAUCACUGACGGUGCCAUGGAGGAUUUUCAAGACGUGUUUAAAGAGUUCAACUGGCCUGACCGCAGAGUCAGAGUAUUCACUUAUCUGAUUGGUCGAGAGAUGACCUUCGCCUCCAACACCAAGUGGAUCGCUUGCAACAACAAAGGAUAUUACACACAUGUCUCCACACUGGCCGAUGUGCAGGAGAAUGUUAUGGAAUACCUACACGUUCUGAGUCGACCAAUGGUCAUCAACCAUGAUCAUGACAUCAUCUGGACUGAAGCUUAUAUGGACAGUGUCUUGCCCACCACAGCCGAGCUGUUUAACACCCAGGCCCAGAGUCUGCUCCUCAUGACGUCGGUGGCCAUGCCUGUGUUCAGUAAGAAGAAGGAAACGCUGUCCCAUGGGAUCCUGCUAGGUGUGGUGGGGACAGACGUGCCUCUCAGGGAGCUCAUGAGGCUGGCGCCACGCUACAAACUUGGUGUCCAUGGUUACGCCUUCCUCAACACCAACAACGGCUACAUCCUGUCUCACCCUGACCUCCGACCCCUGUAUAAGGAGGGUAAGAAGCUGAAACCUAAGCCGAACUACAACAGUGUGGAUCUGGCAGAGGUGGAGUGGGAGGACACAGAGGAGAUACUGAGAACAGCCAUGGUGAAGGGGGAGACAGGGACGAUGUCUCUGGAUGUGAGAGCUGGUGUGGAGAAAGGGAGGAGAGUCAUGUUUCUGAAGAAUGAUUACUUCUACACCAUCAUAGAUGAGACCCCUUUCAGUCUCGGCAUGGUCUUGACCAGGGGUCAUGGAGAGUACAUCUUCAAAGGAAACGUAUCAGUAGAAGAAGGUCUCCAUGAUUUGAUGGCUCCAGACCUGACCAUCGCAGAUGAGUGGACAUACUGCGAGACAGACAUUGACCCCCAUCAUCGUAAGCUGUCCCAGCUGCAGGCUGUGAUUCGCUACCUGACGGGGAAAGAGCCGGAACUGGAAUGUGAUGAGGAUCUCAUGAGGCAGACGCUGUUUGACGCGGUGGUGACGGCUCCUAUGGAGGCCUACUGGACUGCCAUCAGUCUCAACGUUGCUAGCAUGGAUGACGGUGUAGAGACGGCGUUCCUGGGAACUCGCUCUGGCCUCAUGAGGCUCAGCAGAUACGCUGGCAUUGAGAAGCGUGUUGCCAAGAAGUUCCUCACUAAGUUGGAUAAGGAGAACAUCUUCACUCUGGACCAUUUCCCGGUGUGGUACCGCAGGGCAGCUGAGUACCCUGCUGGCAAGUUCCUGUACUACAUCCCCAUGGGGGACACCAGAGAUGUGUUUAAGGACUAUGAGGGGGACUCUAGCACCCCCACCUGGCUGGAGGACCAGGAGCAGGACAACCUGGAGGGUACCUAGAUACACCUCGGUCUGGCAUGAUGCACCCAGUUAUACUGCUCUCUCUCUCUCUCUCUCUCUCUCUCUCUCUCUCUCUCUCUCUCUCUCUCUCUCUCUCUCUCUCUCUCUCUCUCUCUUUCUCUCUCUCUCUCUCUCUCUUUCUCUCUCUCUCUCUCUCUUUCUCUCUCUGUCUCUCUCCCUGUCU
Messenger RNA from Osmerus eperlanus (European smelt), 3469 nucleotides. It is a transcript of the gene cacna2d4a, whose product is annotated as calcium channel, voltage-dependent, alpha 2/delta subunit 4a. Gene Ontology annotation, molecular function: voltage-gated calcium channel activity. The transcript has 26 exons. The record is from RefSeq and is a predicted model, not a curated record. Bases 805 to 3285 code for a protein of 826 amino acids. NCBI's taxonomy places the organism in Eukaryota, Metazoa, Chordata, Actinopteri, Osmeriformes, Osmeridae. Gene Ontology annotation, cellular component: voltage-gated calcium channel complex.